AACGUUUGCGAAAAAUGUGAAUGAAGUGUUAUAUUUUUGUCAGCUAUGUUUAUCUCUCCCUUCUGGAAUGGGCACGUUAGACAGCACCGACAACAAUCAUGAUGCUGAUAAGAAGACAGAAGACGAUGGUUGUAAAAGUUUUAACCGGCGUCACAAAAUCAAGCUCAUUCAGAAAGCUAUGGAUUCCAGUCCAGUGGAUACCAGGCAGCUUAAGAACCUCGCAAUCAUGUGGGGAGGUCUUCUCAGUGAUGAUAUCCGUAAAAAAGCUUGGCCGAAACUUCUAGGUGUAGAUGUGGAUAACAUUCCACCAAAGCCUGAUCAAGAAAUCCUACAGGGCCACAGGGACUACAAUCAAGUUGUGUUAGAUGUUAACAGAACACUAAAAAGAUUUCCGCCAGGUAUGGAGGAAGAACAUCGGAUGUCACUACAAGAUAAACUUGUUGACCUCAUCAUGAGAGUUCUCGUUAUACACCCAGAGUUACACUACUAUCAGGGUUACCAUGAUAUCUGUGUGACAUUCUUGCUUGUUGCUGGAGAGGAUGUAGCCUUUGCUCUCAUGGAGUGGCUGUCUGUGAAUCAUCUCAGGGACUUCAUGGAUUCUAACAUGGAUAGGACCAAACAUAUACUGAAUUACCUGUAUCCUAUUGUGGGCAAGUCUAAACCACAAUUGCGGGACUUCAUGGAGGAGUCAGAGGUUGGGUCCGUGUUCAGCCUGAGUUGGUUGAUCACAUGGUACGGACAUGUACUAGAUGACCUACGACACAUCGUGCGGUUAUAUGACUUCUUCAUCGCUUGUCAUCCUCUCAUGCCCAUAUACCUAGCAGCUGUUAUUGUGUUGUACCGUGAAAAAGAGAUUCUGUCCAGUGAGUGUGAUAUGUGUGUGUUACAUGGACUUUUGUCGAAGAUUCCAGACAAUUUACCAUUUGAGCUUCUGAUUCGAGAAGCAGGGGACCUGUUUAUCCAGUACCCACCUACUCAGCUGGCUAAUGAGGCCAUCAACUCCUACAAGAGAAAAGCGUUGGUUGUGACGGGUAAGAAAUCAAUACAGAAAUAUGCGACACAGCGGGGUGCAGGUGGCUCCUGGUUUUGGCGGUACUUGGCACCAGAUGUGGGAGGAGGUUACUUCAGGGUCACAGCAUUCGUUGUUGUAGCACUGCUAUCAUCAGCAGCAUGGAACAUGUGGGCAACACGCGAGUGGUGAAGAUAUUGCUGACUGGAAAACGGAAUCUAGUCUCAAAAACAGAUUAUAAACAUAAGUGUUAACUGAAAAUCUGCUUUGUGAUUUCUCUGUUGAUAUUUUAUACCCUUCAUUGUAGAGUUGCAUGUUGACCUACAGCUUAAACAUUCAUGUAUACAUACAAAGUAUUGUCUAAUGUUGACAUACAAAGUAUUGUCUAAUGUUGACAUAGGAAAUAUUGUCUAAUGUUGACAUACAAAGUAUUGUCUUAUGUUGACAUACAAAGUAUUGUCUAAUGUUGACAUAGGAAAUAUUGUCUAAUGUUAACCUACAAAAUAUUGUCUAAUGUUGACAUACAAAGUAUUUUGUAUUGUCUAAUGUUAACCUACAAAAUAUUGUCUAAUGUUGACAUACAAAAUAUUGUCUAAUGUUGACAUACAAAGUAUUUUGUAUUGUCUAAUGUUGACAUACAAAGUAUUGUCUAAUGUUGACUUACAAAGUAUUGUCUAUUGUUGAUAUACAAAGUAUUGUUAAUGUUAACAUACAAAUAAUGUCUAACAUUGACAUGCAUUAUAUCAAUUAAAUGUUAUUUUUCAGUGUAUGGUCCAAUAUAUUAGGAUCAUUAAGGAGAAUUUCGAUUCCUGAAUUGCAAUGAUUUGAAUGCGUUUGUUUUUGUUUUAAACGUCGCUUGUUUUCCAUCGUUAAUAAUGUUACAUCAAUUCAUUCCUGGUAUUGUACAUAUGUAUAAGUAAAGCUAACAAUACUCAAUAAGUGCUAUGGGCAUCAUCAAUAGUUUUGGUGGGAAGAGUAGCGAAACAAGCACAAUUACAUAAGCACGCCUGAAUCAUCACUAGAGUUUAAGUUAUAAUAAAAUGUGAAAAUGUGGACCUGAGUAUUUUCAUUGUUCAUGCUGCUUACUAUUUUAUGAAUUAUUUUGUUUUUGUGAUGAAAUGAUGAAAUUAGUGGUAGAGGUAAAAAAAAAAUCACAUCUUGAUCACACUGGGUAUAUGGUAUAACACAACAUGGUCAUGGUAUGGCAGUAUAUUGUGAGGUAGAUAAAUCAUACACAAUGUCAGAUCACUGCUAGAGUGUAUUGUAGGGAAGAUAACUCAUACACAAUGUCAGAUCACUGCUAGGGUGAUAUUGUAGGGAAGAUAAAUCAUACACAAUGUCAGAUCACUGCUAGGGUGAUAUUGUAGGGAAGAUAAAUCAUACACAAUGUCAGAUCACUGCUAGGGUGAUAUUGUAGGGAAGAUAAAUCAUACACAAUGUCAGAUCACUGCUAGGGUGAUAUUGUAGGGAAGAUAAAUCAUACGAAAUGUCAGAUUACUGCUAGGGGUGAUAUUGUAGGGAAGAUAAAUCAUACACAAUGUCAGAUCACUGCUAGGGUGAUAUUGUAGGGAAGAUAAAUCAUACGAAAUGUCAGAUCACUGCUAGGGUGAUAUUGUAGGGAAGAUAAAUCAUACACAAUGUCAGAUCACUGCUAGGGUGAUGUUGUAGGGAAGAUAACCAUCACACAAUGUCAGAUCACUGCUAGGGUGAUAAUGUAGGGAAGAUAAAUCAUACACAAUGUCAGAUAACUGCUAAGGUGUAUUGUAGGGAAGAUAAAUCGUACACAAUUUCUUGUUCUUUUUCCUUUUAUUCCACCAUCAUCAGAUCCUUGGCUGUACAAAAAUCUCCUUGCUUCCAUGGUCUGUUCAUCCAUUUGUUGUCAGAUGGCCAUCUUUGCUUUUGGUUUUCUUGAAGUGUUGGACAGAUUUCCACAAAUGUGUAUGUUACUCUUACACAUGAGCUAUGCCCUGUUUAUUUUGGAACUUAGGAAAACAAAAUGGCUGACAUAUGGCCAUAUUGGAUUUGACAGUUAAAGAUUACCACAAUAUCUGAAGAGGAAUUUUAAAUUUCACAUACUGAAGAGCAAAAACAGAAGAAAGAACUGUCAAACAAAUAUGGGUGUCAAGAUCCCUCUAGAAUCUCUUGUUUACAACUUAUACCACACAACAUAAUACAGCUGUGUAUGCCAUGGCUAGUUUCUACAUUAAAGGUAGUGGCAGCCUUAUUGUUUUCCUGAUGUGGAUGUGAACUUAUACUAUAAAUAUUUAACAUUACAACCUUUUCCAUACUGAUUGGGUACAUGCAAAUGUGUGUAUGUUUGUGUUGUGAUUUAUAAACAUCUUUUCAUAAGUACUAGAAAUCAUGAGAACAGUCAUAGCUAUAUAAUGGUGUUAGUGAUGUCAAUAAAUGUAGGUAAUUGAUAUGUGUAUACUUCUCAAGAAAUGUAGGUCAGUCUCUUGGCAGAUGUAUUCCUUGUGUAGAUAUUUUUGAAGACUAAGUCAGACCACAAAGAGACAUAAUAGGACCAGGUAAUUAUUGUCACAAUUAAUCAUUUAUAUAGUAAAAUCAGCACUGACUUCAGUGUUUUUGUUUAGUGUUUUGUUGAGGUCACACUAACAUUUUUAAUGAGGUUACUUAGACAAGGGCACCUGUUCCCUGGUUAAUUAAACAAUGUUACUUGUUUAAGCACCUGUUGAUAUUUAGUGGUAUUAAUGAAUAGUAACCAUAUUAAUACACUACCAUUAUCAAUGAUAUGUUACUAAUAUUUUACAGUUAUACCAUGAAAACUGGUUAUCCAUUUUCAUACAGCAAUAUUAUUUACAAAGCAUUGGAGAAAAAUGGUGUAAAGAGGCUUUGUUUCAACAGCAUUAUUUCCCAAUAUACACUUGUUUUGUCCUUCCAUUUUACUUCACAUCCAGCAGUGUGAUGCUGUACAUGUAUUGUUAAGUAACAGUCUUGCUGCUUUCGGGUAUAAACUACAAUAAGAUCUUAACUACACAUAAUGGGAGACAAUCAAAAUCUAGUGUUGUAGUUGUUUAGACACAUAUCAAAUCAGGAAGAGAUCUACUGGUCCCAUUUUGUCUCUGUUGAGGUGAUCAUCAACACCUACUGUAACUUUCAUACAUAUGUCAACAUGUUUAAUAUGUUAUAAAACAUAUGUUGAAUAUAUCAUACAACAUCAUACAGCUGUUAUUCUCGCCUGGAGCUUGAUUUUCUUGAUGGGUUUUCAAACUUCAACCAUGCUGUUAUGGUGGUUCAAAAGUUUGAAAUAUUACAUUCAUUAUUCUCUUUAAAAAGAGCUUAGAUUUAAAGUAUGGUUGAAACAAGUCUUAAAAUUGUCAAUUCUAACAAGCCGCAAGAUUAAAAAUGAAACAUCUGUGACAAUUUCAAUUAUAUAUUAAAGUCUAUAUAUCACAUACAUAUGUGAUAUCACUUCAACUUAUCAAAUACAAUGUAACCUUGUUUUCAGUUUAUAAUACCAAUUACAUCAAAUGGUUUAUGAACGAAUGUUCAUUGACACCUUCAGAUCUGUUAUAAGGUUGUUGAUUCCUGCUAUUUUCAUUUCUAGAUCACAAAUGAAUUAACAGGUCACCAUACUUAAGUUUUGUUUAGUAAAUGUCUUCUACAUUUCUCAAUCUCAUAUCACCUGUUUUUGCCAACUUUUUUUUGAUGCUGAUACCAGGCUUGAAAUGUGAUUAAUUAUCAUAAUACCGGUGAAAGUGGAAUAUUCGAAGGAAAUGAAACACCCUGAAAUAUAUAAUAUAGUAUUUACUUGGUUUAUGGGAUAUUUCUUUACAUAGUUGACACAUUAUGUCCUGAAUGUAGCCAUUUAGAAUGGCGGCAUUAAUUUGCUGUUUUCUUAGAACAUAGGAUUCAGUGAAAUAUGCAGGUUUCUUCAAGCACCUAUGAAGUACAAGAUUAGUUAAGGUAUUCUGACUCUAUACUUAAUGUCUUAUAUAACUUCAUACAAUUUACUAAACUACGUGUUAUAAUGUGCCAUUACUGUAGAUAAGUUUGAUGAAGAGUAUGUUAGUUUGACUAGAUCUGUUGUACCAGAACACGCUUGCCUUUUGCUAUCACAUUUAUGAUGCCUCCUCCCUACACAAAUAUCAGAGACAAUCUGACCCAAAUGACCAGUACUGUUGCUAUGGGAACAUUUAUUACAAAUCAAUUACGUUGUUGUAUUACUUCAUGUGCAAUAAACAAUGCCUACAUAA
This is a messenger RNA of Ylistrum balloti, 5226 nucleotides long. RefSeq names its product TBC1 domain family member 20-like. Bases 68 to 1201 code for a protein of 377 amino acids. The transcript is spliced from 9 exons. Gene Ontology annotation, biological process: positive regulation of GTPase activity; endoplasmic reticulum to Golgi vesicle-mediated transport. Gene Ontology annotation, cellular component: endoplasmic reticulum membrane. Lineage: Eukaryota; Metazoa; Mollusca; Bivalvia; Pectinida; Pectinidae. The record is from RefSeq and is a predicted model, not a curated record. Gene Ontology annotation, molecular function: GTPase activator activity.